AUGACUUCCACUGUUCUUGUUACUGGAGCUAGUGGCUUUCUGGGCCGUGCUGUCUUCAACACCUUCCAGCACUCCGGUGUGUUGGUCGUUGGGCAGGGAUUCUCUCGCGCUGCCCCGCCUACCAUCUUGAAAGCCGAUUUGGAGAAGCAGGAAGACAUUAAGAGGCUAUUUGACGAAGUGAAGCCCCAAAUUGUCAUCCAUUGCGCCGCCAACAAGUCCCCCGACCUCUGUGAGAAGAACCCGGAUCAAGCCCGCAGAGUGAACGUCGAGGCCACCCGCCUAUUAGCUGCCGAAUGCCAUUCCACGGGUGCCUUCCUCAUCUACAUCUCCACCGACUAUGUCUUCCCCGGUACCGAAGGCGAUGCGCCCUAUGAGACCGAUGCCCAGACUAACCCUCCCAACCUAUAUGGCCAACUAAAGCUGGAUGGUGAGAAGGCCGUCUUGGAUACCAUUGACCCCGGUCUGGGCGUGGUUCUGCGCGUGCCUGUCCUGUACGGUAACGCUAAGGAGAACUCUGAGAGCGCAGUGAACACCCUCGUCGACGCAGUCAAGAAGUCCACCCAAGAGGGAGCUGGUGUAAAUAUGGAUGACUGGGCCCAGCGCUACCCCACCAGCACGGAGGAUGUGGCACGUGUCUGCCGUGACAUUGUCAUCAAGUACCUGCGUGAGAAGGAGAAGCGCAAGGAACUACCGCGCAUCUUGCAGUUCUCCUCCGAAGACCGGAUGACCAAGUAUGAGAUUUGCCAGAAAUUGGCUCAGGUGCUGGGUGUAUCGACCCCUGGCAUGAUUGCCAACAAGCAGGGCAAUGAUCCCAACGCUGGUGUUGUGCGGCCUUAUGAUACCCACCUCUCCACCAAGGCGCUGACCGAGCUUGGGAUUGACGUCCGGACCAUGGACUUCGUCGCGUGGUGGCGUCGCGAGUUGGGUGCAAAUAGGAAAUAA
Molecule: messenger RNA, 942 nt
Organism: Penicillium salamii
Lineage: Eukaryota; Fungi; Ascomycota; Eurotiomycetes; Eurotiales; Aspergillaceae
Source: the annotation of a GenBank genome assembly